GAGCGUUUGUCUGACCUGAAGUAGCCGGUGAGAUCCCAUCGCAUCUCUGCAGCGAACUGGCUAUCCCCAGUCAACACCUUCAUAUACUCCCAACUCCUCCCUGUCUCCUCUCUACACCGCAGUACUCUCCCAUGCUCCCGCAUUGACGUUGAUUUGGGCGGCAUUUUAAGGGAUUAGGGUUAGGGUUAGUGAAACUAAGAGAGCUUUGGACGACUGAUCAUGGCGGCUAACGACGUGGAUCCGAUCAAGGGGCCAUGGACACCGGACGAAGACGAAAUGUUACAGACGCUGGUGGAGAAGCAUGGGCCGAAGAAUUGGUCUUUGAUAAGCCAAUCGAUUCCUGGAAGAUCGGGGAAAUCGUGCCGGUUGCGAUGGUGUAAUCAGCUUUCACCGAAGGUGGAGCAUCGCCCCUUCACGCCGGAGGAAGACGAGAUUAUCGUUAGCGCGCACCACCGCUUUGGUAACAAGUGGGCAACCAUAUCUCGACUCCUACCCGGCCGCACUGAUAACAACAUAAAAAAUCACUGGAACUCAACCCUCAAGCGCAAGCAAGCCGCCGUUGCCGCCGUCGCGUCGGCUUCGGAGGAAAGAAUGACGGGGGCUUUCGAAGAUUGUAGGCUGAUCAAACGUCCGAAUAGUCCAGAAACAGAUUCUAACACUAGGAGUCCGAAUCGCCACGAUCCGUUUACAUCGCUCACCCUAUCACCCCCGGGAUCGUCUAGUGAUAAGUACCAAUCCGCCGUUAACCAGAAACACAGCGACCCUCAAUUUCUAGCUUCGCCGUCAGCUACCACAUUAGCUGCGAGGACGACAACGCCGGAGGAGAAACUGCCACCCGCGGUGGCUUUCCCUUUCAGCCCCGAGUUCCUGGAAGCCAUGCAGGAGGUGAUCCACCAGGAGGUGCAGAAUUACAUGAGCGGGCUGGAGCACCAGGGAAUGAUACCUCCUCCUCCUCCUCCUACUCCACCUACGCCGCCUACGCCGCCGCCGCCAUAGCCGCAGGAGAGCGUGCUAAGCAGUGUCCUGAAGAGGAUCGGGAUAUCCAGAAUCAAUUAGGAAGGAAGAAGAGUUGUAGGAAACCCUAGACGUAGAUUCGGAUGCAACGGUAAAUCAGAAUUGCAGAGAAGAACAGAAGAUAAAACCUUUCUUUGUCAAUAUAUCUUUUUUUGCUCUACACAUGUUUCGUAAUUUCCUAGCACGAUUUUUCAUCUUCAAAAUCAUUUCUUGGGCUCUAUUUUUAGUGUACCAAUUAAAUUAUUUCUCACAUAUUA
Molecule: messenger RNA, 1271 nt
Organism: Dendrobium catenatum
Lineage: Eukaryota; Viridiplantae; Streptophyta; Magnoliopsida; Asparagales; Orchidaceae
Product: transcription factor MYB73
Exons: 1
Coding region: 220-996 (258 amino acids)
Biological process (GO): regulation of DNA-templated transcription
Cellular component (GO): nucleus
Molecular function (GO): RNA polymerase II cis-regulatory region sequence-specific DNA binding; DNA-binding transcription factor activity, RNA polymerase II-specific
Source: RefSeq, a predicted model, not a curated record